AAUUUGUUUUGAUUUUUAUUUUGCUUUCGCAAAUUUUUCAAAAUUUCUCAUCAAUUUCUGCAUAUUUGAAGUAUUUGCUGAACAUUUUUACCAUUGUGUUGUGAAUUCAUAACAUCGACUUGAUCUUCACGAAUCCACCUACUGAUUAAUUAUGUCACCUCCUCGGAGAAGAAGCAAAGACAGAUAUAAACGCAGAUCGCGAUCUCGCUCUAGAGAACGAGAGAGGGACAGAGAAAGGGAAAGAGAGAAAGACCGCGAUCGAGAUCGUGACCGUGAUCGUAGAAGACACGAAGCACGGAGCAGAUCUCGAUCUCGUGACCGCACUCGACGACAUCGAUCUCGUUCGCCUCGUUUCAGGAGUCGGUCUCCUCGUAAUAGAUCAUUUGAAAGCAGACGAUCCAGAGAGAGGUCUAAAGACAGAAAACAUAGUAAACAGUCAAGUUCAUAUGCUCCUCAAAAAUUACUUGACACAAAUCUCGGAGAUUUAUCGAAUGAAGAGAAAGAAAUGAUGAAAAUGAUGGGAUUUUGUAAUUUUGAUACUACGAAAGGUAAAAAGGUUGAAGGCAACGAUGUUGGAGAAGUUCAUGUCAUUUUGAAGCGAAAGUACCGUCAAUAUAUGAAUCGGAAAGGUGGAUUCAAUCGUCCUUUGGAUUUUGUUGCGUGAUUAUUUCAUGUAUUCGUAUUGCUAAUAUAUUUAUCGUUAGUUUUGUAAAUAAUUAUAUAUUCAUUGAAUUUAUUUUUAAUUUUUAUAGUUUAUAUCCCAAAGAAUACGUACAUCCAUUUGACACAAACGUAUUAUUGUGGUCGUGUUUUUUACAAAAUGAAAUACAGAUAUUACGGUGUA
Messenger RNA from Planococcus citri (citrus mealybug), 844 nucleotides. It is a transcript of the gene ytr, whose product is annotated as yantar. Gene Ontology annotation, biological process: RNA splicing. The transcript has 5 exons. Lineage: Eukaryota; Metazoa; Arthropoda; Insecta; Hemiptera; Pseudococcidae. Bases 152 to 664 code for a protein of 170 amino acids. Gene Ontology annotation, cellular component: precatalytic spliceosome. The record is from RefSeq and is a predicted model, not a curated record.